This is a messenger RNA of Acromyrmex echinatior (Panamanian leafcutter ant), 4277 nucleotides long. RefSeq lists its product as uncharacterized. The record is from RefSeq and is a predicted model, not a curated record. NCBI's taxonomy places the organism in Eukaryota, Metazoa, Arthropoda, Insecta, Hymenoptera, Formicidae.
CCGAACAUACUCUCGGCUGAAUCCCAGCUCGCCGGGGCGCGGCAACGCCUGCCGAAGCAUCCCCGAGAAUCGGCCGUUGAACGUGAAUACUUCUAUCUUGCGUGCUCCGAUGACAGACCGAAUAUCGGCGCGAAGAUGACGAGGGAGAGACUGACGGAUCGGUAGCUAAACAUUAAUCUAUAUAUUUUCCCAAAAAGGAUGAGAAGCUCACAUCCUGCCGAUGUUUGUGUUUGUAUCCGCGUCUCUUCAAGAGAUCGGAUUCAGCAUGGAAAUAAGUGUGGCUAAGGUGUUAUUGUCGACGGUAUUAAUUAAGGAAACAAUUAGAUAUUAGAAGAGUAACGACGGUGCCUCGCCGUUGCAACUUAAAAUUGUUCUAUAAGAAGAUUUUGAAGAUUCUAUCCGAGUGUUGUUACUGAAAAAAAAUAUUACUCAAUAUGCAUCACGUUCAAGCAUUUCGCGCGUUAUAUCUGCGAAAUCAUAAUAGAUAUCUAAAAACAGCUGUUUGAGAAUUUCAUCUCUUCAAGUUCACGUGCGCAAGGACACAGGAUUCGAUCGAAUGAAUACAAUCGAUGGAUGCACCUGCUCUGGAAAUGUAUACGUCAUUAAAUAUAAUAUACAACCAAGUAGAUCUAGGAAAAACAAAAUGAGCAGAAGUUUGAAUGGGAUGGAAAAGAGACAGAAAAGAUAAUGCUGAGGCUCUACCCAUUAGAUUAUCGCGUAGAUACGCCACAAUUAUCAUUGAGAAGAGCUUAAGGCGUUACAAUUAUUAAUAUAAAUACGGAAAAGGUUCCGUUCCACUUGCUUGAUAGAACUCGAACAGGCCUCAUCCAGAUUAUGUGUGACCAGUCAUUUUUUUAUUAUACAUAUCGAUAAAAAAGUACGACAAUAUGUAUAUUCAACAUCUGUAGAAAAAACAAUUCACAGGCUGGAGAUAAAAAAAAUAGAUAUAAAAAUUCAAGAUCGAAGAAGUUAAAAGAAAGUCAAGGUCAAACAGUGUGUCAAGCAAACAUAAAUUGGUUCGAAUAAUAAACAAGAGUCAACGUCUCGGAAGAGUAGCUUUGUUGCCUGUGUAAAAGUUAUCGUUUAACAUACAAUGUGGAAAAAUAGGAACAAAUCGUGACGAUUAGACCGAAAUGCCCCUUAAAUGAGUAUAACGAUAUAUUAUUUAUGUAUGCCGACAAAAUAGCAGCGAUGUUCCGUAAUCAACGUUUUAGAAGUCUUCCAAGUCCGUGCAACGGCCACUAAAUUAACCACAAAAUGUCAACGAGAGGAUAGAUCGCAUAGUGAAAUAAUCGCGCUCAAAAUCUCAUAAUUCUUCAUCUCUCGUAAUCGUCAUUACGAAAAUUCAUGGACCACACGAACAUAUCGCGGCUUCAUAAAAGAAAUGUGAGUCUAAUGAGAAGAAGAGAAACAACGAAAGGAGAGAAACUUUUUGCCAAUUCUCAGCUCAUUUCGAUAGACAAUCAUUGAGAGAGUAGAACCUGAUUCGAUGCAGAAUACAUAUGUUUGCGUAUUUUGAAUUUUUUGGUGUCGCUAUGCUACGGGCUAAUUGCUAUAAAUAUUGCGAAACAUUCGAUGUAUUUAUUCAUGCGCUUUUCAUUGCGAAUUAAGAUGUUCAUGAGCUUUGCAAUGAGUAAUCGUGUCUAUGGGAAGAUACGAUAUACAUAAUAAAAAAAAGAAACUCCGUGGAUCAUUGCAAAGAAUGAUGGAAAAUAGAAGGACCAAGACUGCUCAAUUUAAUUCUAUCUUCUAAGCUGCCGUUCUUUGUGAAAAAAUUUCGACGCAAUAAUGGCAAACAAAGAUGUAGCAUAAUAAUAUAAUUAAUAAUAUACUUCUUUUAUAUUAUACACGAGAAAUACGGAGUCUAAAUUUUAAUCCGUGAGUUCUAAUUUAGGCCAAUUAACGAGACAGAUGUCUAAACCACAAGUGAUAUCGAUAUUCUGUUAUCGUUAUCAUAGGAACAAAGGCAUUGAACAUAAUGUAUAUACUGAUUAUACAAUUCUAUCUUAUACAUAUGAAAGUGUUUGAUGUAUGCAACUGCUCUGUUAUGCGUGAUCAUCACUCUCUUGAAGAGGCACUGUUUCGCGGCAGCAAAAAAGCUGUUGACGAUGAGUGUGAAUCUACCACGGCAUUAAUCAAAACUAAAAUACAAAAGGGAGGUCUGCGACUACGAAGAUGGCUAAUUGCGCUACUACUAUUUCUGUUAACAUCGCUUUUUAUUAUCAACAGCUACAAUACCGGUCAAUUUCGGAUCACCCGAUUCGGAGAAAUGGCCAAAUCAACUGUUCAAGAUGUAAUAACCCAGGAAUACGUAUCGACAACAUCAAAUGUAUACAUGCCAAUAGGCAACGGUGGCUUUCUAGUUCGCAACAAAGGAUGUCGGUUACCAGCAAUGGAUCCUUUAGAUCUUGCAGUUCGACGUUUCAUAACAAAAGAUAUGUUCGAAUGCGAGUACGGAAAUUUUCCACCAUUAAUUGAAUCAAACAAUACCGCGCUAUUCGUUAAUCCGCUAACGUGGAACGAAUUUCAUAACAGUCCGGGCGGUAUAAGCUGCUGCUGGCGACCAUUUUGGCGAACGAAAGAUAAUGACAAUGCUGUCACAUAUGACACACAGUGCUAUCCUUUCCAAGAUUCUUGCACAGUGAAUGCUGAAUUCGUAAAAGUUGAAUGUUAUCAAAACAACGAAAUGGUAUACAAAGAUUACUACGCUUUCCUACCUCGUAAGCCUUCGAUAGAGGAAAGAUGCAGGCAAACACUGAGAAUGGAUACGCUGAUCGAAGAUCGUCUCAGCGUUCUCAUUGUCGGGCUCGACUCGGUUUCCAGGAUGAAUUUUCACAGAAUGAUGCCGAAGACUGUAAAAUCACUUCAGUCUCUCGGUGCCGUAGAAAUGUUGGGCUAUACCAAGGUCGCUGAUAACACAUACCCAAAUCUCGUCCCGGUAUUAAGUGGUCUGAAUCAGGAGGAAUUGCGGGAUCUGUGUUGGCAAAUGCCUAACAAAACUUUCGACGAAUGCCCGCUUUUGUGGAAGAACUUCAGUGAUGCUGGUUACCGCACAGUAUUCGGCGAGGAUGCUUGUAGCAUGAGCACAUUCAAUUACCUGAAACCAGGAUUCCGCGAACAACCGACAGAUUACUAUCUGAGACCAUAUUGCAUCGGUGCUGAGAAUGACAUUGGUAACACCCAUAAACUGAACGCCAAUCUCUGCCUCGGUACCAGGAAGACAUUUGAAUGCAUGCUGGAUUACACGCGCAAAACGGCAAUCGAGUUCUCCUCGGAACUUUACUUCGCCUUCAUUUGGCAGGCAAGUCUCACCCACGACUAUUUCACGUAUCCUCAGUUGGGUGACAACUCCUAUCACGAGUUCGUCGAGUAUGCGUCACGGGAGGGUCUGCUGAAUCGCACAGUCUUGAUCAUGAUGAGCGAUCACGGUAUGAGAUGGGGCGAUUUCCGACAAACGUAUCAGGGAAAGAUUGAGGAUAGUCUACCUUUCGUCUUUAUCGUGCUACCGAGAUGGUGGCGCGAAAAGUUUCCUCUGGCUUGGGGGAAUUUGCGAAGGAACAGCCACAGUCUCACGACGCCCUUCGAUCUUCAUGAAACGUUAAUGGAUUUGCUGAAUCCGCAACUUUUGCGAGAAUCAUUUCUUAAGAAGCGCAUUAAAAUUCAAGCCGCCUCGCCUGGCAUCCCGCGUGGCAUCAGUUGGUUCCUACCAGUACCAGACAUUCGUACCUGCGACAUGGCGCACAUUGCGAAUCAUUGGUGCAUGUGCCAUACCAGUAAUACGGUCGCGUGGAACGACACUGGCUUGCAUGAUAGCGUAUCAUUUCUCGUCAGAGAACUGAAUGACAUGUUAAGCAGAUAUCCAAUGUGCGCAACCUUGAAUCUAAAAAUGAUCAAAGAUGCGAAGAUGUGGCAGGAUAAGACGGAAGGGGCGACGCUGGUGGAUUAUACAAUGAUCAUACAAACUACCCCAGGUGAUGCGAUCUUUGAGGGUACAAUACGCUAUAAAGCAGACGAUAACAGCCGCAAAUUAGCUGGGUCGGUCAGUAGGCUGAAUGCUUAUGGCACUCAGAGUGCCUGUGUGGAUGAAUUCAACAUGCGUUUGUAUUGUUACUGUCUUUAGCACAACAUAUUCAACAGAUUGCUCGAGUGCUGAAGCUUUUAUAUCUAAUAAUUUAAAUCGGAGCUUGGUGCAACUCAUUCAGACAAUAUGUGUGUUUAGUCUUCCGUUAGCCAAAUUGGACUUUGAAGGAAUAAUAGAUUGUUUUUAUUAUGAUAGA